This is a messenger RNA of Acinonyx jubatus (cheetah), 11868 nucleotides long. RefSeq names its product ArfGAP with RhoGAP domain, ankyrin repeat and PH domain 2 (gene ARAP2). NCBI's taxonomy places the organism in Eukaryota, Metazoa, Chordata, Mammalia, Carnivora, Felidae. The coding region runs from base 355 to 5481 and encodes 1708 amino acids. Gene Ontology annotation, biological process: positive regulation of GTPase activity; signal transduction. The record is from RefSeq and is a predicted model, not a curated record. Gene Ontology annotation, molecular function: protein binding; phosphatidylinositol-3,4,5-trisphosphate binding; GTPase activator activity. The transcript has 35 exons.
UUUGGUUGGUCCAGAGAAAACUCUGUGGAUGUGAGUUUGAAUGAAAACGUAAGCAUUGCACUGCCCAGCAAAAGUGACUGUUUAUUUUCACUCCGUUUGGCCCUUCUAGGACAAGAUUCAUCAUUUGCCUUAGAGAAACCAGCACCAGCCAGGUACAGUGGAAAGAUAACAACAUUUCAUCUUUCAAGGGAGAACAUUUCAAGCUUAAGCACAUAAAACAUUCACUGUGAAGAAAAUAACAUUUUGAGACAUUUCUCUGUUGUGAGUGAUAGAGGAAAAACCAAUACAGAAGUGGACUUUCCUGUGUGUAUCUCCUUGUACUGCUUUUGAUAGCUUAGUAAUGAAGCCACCAUUAUGUCCUCAGUCAGUGAAGUAAAUGUUGAUAUCAGAGAUUUCCUAAUGAGCAUUAAUUUGGAGCAGUAUCUCCUACGCUUCCGCGAGUUUGGUUUUGAUACUGUGAAGGACUGUGCGGCAGUCAAUGACAGCGUGCUGCACAAAAUUGGAAUAUCACCUACAGGACACCGGAGGAGGAUACUGAAACAGUUGCAGAUAAUCUUGUCAAAAAUGCAAGGUAUCCCAAUAUAUGCAAAUGUUCAUAAAAUAAAGAAGGACGAUGAGACUUCAAAGAUUCCCCAUGCUCCAUUCUCUGAUGGGAGUAACUCCGUAGAUCUUUCAGAUGCAGGUGGUAUUCAUGCACCUAGCCCAACGCAGUGGGAGACUGUUACCAAAACUCUUGAUCAAAAUGAUGUUAGUGUAGAAAAUAGCCAGUCUCUUAAAUCAGAUGAUAAGCUGUCUCUUCCUAAACACAACUUUCCCCUUCCAGAAGAAGAACCACACCCAAGUUUGAAUUCUUUUCAGCAUACUUUAUUUGGUAGUGAAAAUAUUAAAGGAGAAUCUUUGAUUACAGAGAUAACUAUGGAUUGCACAAUCGAAGCGCAACAAACAAACAGAGCUGAUUUGAUCUCAGAAAAUGUGAGCCAGCUUCCUGAUGUAGACUCUGAAUGCCUUUCUUCCCUCCUCCCGUCAGUAUCAGAGGCAAAUUCUGGAAGUGGAACUAAUGGUUUAUUAGAAAGAUCACUGCCAUCCCCAUUCUUUCAAUUUCAAGGAGAGAUGGUUGUAAAUGAUUUGUAUGUUCCGUCGUCACCAAUCCUAGCACCCAUGAGAAGCCGUAGCAAGCUGGUUUCAAGACCAUCUAGAUCUUUUCUGCUAAGACAUCGUCCUGUACCAGAGAUUCCAGGGUCUACAAAAGGAAUUUCAGGGAGCUAUUUCCGUGAGAGAAGAAACAUUGCUACCUCAACUGGAAAGUCUGUGACACAGGAAAAUUCAAAGGAGGAAAAUUCAUCUUCCAUUUUUCCUUAUGGAGAGACCUUUCUCUUCCAGAGACUAGAAAAUUCCAAGAAGAGAUCUAUAAAGAAUGAAUUUUGGACCCAUGAAGAAACACUCAAAGGGGAAACAACUACUGAAAAAAACUCUUUUCUUGUGAAAUCAAGCAUAUAUGAUAACAGGAAGGAGAAUAUAAGCGAAGACAAAGCAGAAGAUAUUUGGAUACCUCGAGAGGACAAAGUUAAUUUUCCAGUAGACUCUGCUUCAGAAUCAGAAUAUUCAACAGUAGAAGAAUGCUUUCAGAGUUUAAGAAGAAAAAAUUCAAAGGCAUCUAAAUCUAGGACUCAAAAAGCAUUGAAUUUGGACCCUGUUAAUAGGCACAGUUAUCCGUUAAGCUCAACAAGUGGAAAUGCUGAGUCCUCAAUCGUUUCCUCAAAUGCAAUAUCUCCCUAUGCCUGUUUUUAUGGGUCCUCUGCAAGGAAGGUUAAAUCCGGAUGGCUAGACAAACUCUCCCCUCAAGGAAAACGCAUGUUUCAGAAGAGAUGGGUGAAAUUUGAUGGCCUUAGCAUUUCUUAUUACAAUAAUGAGAAGGAGAAGUAUUCAAAAGGAAUAAUUCCUCUUUCUGCUAUAUCUACGGUACGAGUUCAAGGAGACAACAAAUUUGAAGUUGUUACAACACAAAGAACUUUUGUUUUCAGAGUAGAAAAAGAAGAGGAGAGAAAUGACUGGAUCAGCAUACUGUUAAAUGCACUGAAAUCACAGUCCCCUGCCUUGCAGUCUCAAGCAGCUGCUGCACCUGAGAAAUGUGGAUAUCUUGAAUUGAGAGGGUAUAAAGCCAAAAUUUUUACUGUGUUAAGUGGAAACAGCGUGUGGCUUUGCAAAAAUGAACAGGAUUUUAGGAGUGGACUUGGUAUUACCAUAAUUCCUAUGAAUGUUGCAAAUGUAAAGCAAGUGGUCCGAACUGUAAAACAGUCUUUUGAAAUAAUCACUCCUUACAGGAGUUUUAGCUUUACAGCCGAGUCUGAAAAAGAGAAACAAGAGUGGAUUGAAGCUGUGCAGCAAUCGAUAGCAGAAACUCUCUCUGAUUAUGAAGUAGCUGAGAAGAUUUGGUUCAAUGAGUCUAACAGGAGCUGUGCAGAUUGCAAAGCCCCGGAUCCUGACUGGGCAUCCAUCAAUCUCUGUGUUGUCAUCUGUAAGAAGUGUGCAGGACAACAUAGAUCUUUAGGACCAAAAGAUUCCAAGGUUAGAAGUCUGAAAAUGGAUGCCAGCAUUUGGAGCAAUGAACUCAUUGAGCUCUUUAUUGUAAUUGGAAACAAAAGAGCAAAUGACUUUUGGGCUGGUAAUCUUCAAAAAGAUGAAGAAUUACACAUGGACUCACCCGUAGAAAAGAGAAAAACCUUUAUCACUCAGAAGUACAAAGAAGGAAGAUUCAGGAAGACUCUACUAGCGUCUCUCACCAAAGAAGAAUUAAAUAAGGCUCUGUGUGCUGCUGUAGUGAAACCAGAUGUUUUGGAAACAAUGGCUUUGCUCUUCAGUGGAGCCGAUGUCAUGUGUGCAACUGGAGACCCUGUGCAUAGCACCCCCUAUCUGCUGGCCAAGAAGGCGGGGCAGAGCCUGCAGAUGGAGUUUCUCUACCAUAACAAAUUCUCAGAUUUCCCUCAACAUGACAUUCACUCUGAAGGUGGAUUAGGUCAAGAGCCUUCCCAAUCCAUGUUCCUCUGUGACUUUUUGUAUCAGGCUUCUGCCGCUGUUUCUAAACUUUCUACAGAGAAAAAACUGCUUGAAGAGACAAAUAAAAAGUGGUGUGUUUUGGAAGGAGGCUUCUUGAGUUACUAUGAAAAUGAUAAGUCUACCACACCUAAUGGCACCAUUAACAUCAGUGAAGUUAUCUGCCUGGCUGUCCACAAAGAGGACUUCUAUUUAAAUACCGGGCCCAUCUUUACCUUUGAGAUCUAUUUACCCUCAGAACGUGCAUUUUUAUUUGGAGCAGAAACAUCUCAAGCUCAAAGAAAAUGGACAGAGGCAAUAGCCAAGCAUUUUGUUCCCUUUGUUGCUGAAAACUUAACAGAAGCUGACUAUGAUUUGAUUGGUCAACUCUACUACAAAGACUGCCAUACCCUGGAUCAGUGGAGAAAAGGCUGGUUUUCUAUGGACAAAUCUAGUUUGCGUUUUUGCCUUCCAAUGCAAGAAGUUCAGGAAUAUAGAAUGCACUUAAGAAGACUGCAAGAGCUAACAAUCAGCACAGUGGUUCAAAAUGGGGAAAAAAUAGAUGUCUUGCUCUUGGUAGAAAAAGGGAGAACAUUAUACAUCCAUGGGCAUACCAAGUUGGAUUUCACAGUCUGGCAUACUGCAAUUGAAAAAGCAGCAGGUACAGAUGGUAAUGCAUUACAAGAUCAGCAGCUCAGCAAAAAUGACGUUCCCAUUAUUGUGAACAGCUGUAUAGCAUUUGUUACACAGUAUGGUUUAGGAUGCAAAUAUAUCUACCAAAAGAAUGGUGAUCCUUUGCAUAUAAGCGAACUCCUGGAGAGUUUCAAAAAGGAUGCAAGGAGCUUUAAAUUGAGGGCUGGAAAACAUCAGCUUGAAGAUGUGACAGGCGUGUUGAAAAAUUUUCUCUCCGACAUUGAUGAUGCACUUCUUACUAAGGAGCUCUAUCCAUAUUGGAUCUCUGCUUUAGAUACUCAAGAUGACAAGGAAAGAAUUAAAAAGUAUGGGGCAUUUAUACGUUCUCUUCCAGGGGUCAACCGAGCAACGCUGGCAGCUGUAAUCGAACAUCUUUACAGGGUUCAGAAAUGCUCAGAAAUCAAUCACAUGAAUGCCCAUAAUUUGGCCUUGGUCUUUUCAUCCUGUUUGUUUCAAACUAAAGGACAAACUAGUGAAGAAGUGAAUGUAAUCGAGGACUUAAUUAAUAAUUAUGUUGAGAUAUUUGAGGUUAAAGAAGACCAAGUCAAACAAAUGGACAUAGAAAAUAGCUUUAUUACCAAGUGGAAAGACACUCAAGUUUCCCAGGCUGGAGAUUUGUUAAUUGAAGUGUAUGUAGAAAAGAAAGAACCCGACUGCAGCAUUAUAAUUCGGAUCUCUCCUGUGAUGGAAGCAGAGGAAUUAACUAAUGAUAUAUUAGCAAUAAAAAAUAUAAUUCCUGUGAAAGGUGAUAUCUGGGCCACAUUUGAAGUCAUUGAAAAUGAAGAGCUAGAACGCCCACUUCACUACACAGAAAAUGUGUUGGAACAGGUGCUUCGGUGGAGUUCACUAGCUGAACCUGGUUCUGCUUAUCUUGUGGUGAAGAGAUUCUUAACCAUUGACACAGUCAAUCACUAUAAUGAGAGGAGGGCCCUGGAAAGUAUCAAAGAAGGAGUCUUGAAAAUUAAAGAAGAACCAUCUAAAAUACUGUCUGGAAAUAAGUUUCAAGACCGGUAUUUUGUUUUACGAGAUGGGUAUCUCUUUCUCUACAAAGAUUCAAAGAGUAGUAAAUAUGAGAAAAUGUUUUCCCUGAGUUCAAUGAAGUUUUAUCUUGGAGUGAAAAAGAAAAUGAAGCCUCCAACAAGUUGGGGAUUGACAGCAUAUUCCGAAAAACAUCACUGGCACAUUUGUUGUGAUAACUUACAAACUCAGACGGAGUGGAUGGCCAGUGUCUUUAUUGCCCAGCAUGAAAAUGACAUAUUGCCACCAGCUGGAAAGGAACGAAAGCGUUCUAUAACCAAAAAUCCCAAAAUCGGAGGUUUGCCUCUAAUCCCAAUCCAGCAUGAGAAAAGUGCAACCCAAGCCAGGAAAAAUAUUGAGAGUGCGAGAGCAGAGCUGGAACGGCUGAGGCUCAGUGAAAAGCGUGACCAAGAGCUUGGGGAUGGCAGCUUAAGGGAGAGAGCCUCCAUGGUGGCCCAGUGCCUGGAGCACAAGGACGAGAAACUUCGAACUAGAACCAGAAAACAUCGGAGUUUCAACUGUCUGGAGGACACGGAGGCUGAGGUCCUUCAUGGGCAACAGAAAAGCCAGAAAGCUCUCAAGACGUGGAGGAAACCCGAGGACAGCAAUGGCAAAGCUGUUUUAGACUCUGAUAGUAAGUUACCAUCAAAGGUUAUUGAAGAACUUAGCCUGGUUCUGCAACGGACAAGAGCCCUUCCAAAAGACUUACAGGAUGAGGUCUUGCAGAAAGAGAUAAAAUAGUUUUGCAGAUUAUUUUUUUGUAAUAUUGUAUACAGUGUUUGCGUGCAAACCAGAAACCAAACAGUAAUUCAUGGUUUGUGAGAUUUGUCUAGCUAUACAUAAGCAUUUAAAUAGCAUUUUAAAAUGUAUAUGUACAUAUGUGAUAAGUGUAAGAUUAUGGUUUUUUUGGCCUGAACAAAAUUUGUACCGUUUAAGUGUAUUAACCUUGUGUAAGAAGGCAUUGGGUUACUGUGAGUCAGCCAGGCUUUUACAGUAGUUGUCUGUUGAAUGGUGUAAUUUAUGAGCAGAAAUCUCAAACUGUACUGUAUUGUAUAAAAUGUUUUAACUGAAGCCUAUGAAAUUAUAUGUAUCACAUUUUGCACUUUGAGAAACCUUGUAUAUUAAGUUACCAUAUGUUUUUAGGUUUACAUAGGGUCCACCAUAUGGAAAAGAAAGGGAAGUUGUAAAGAGGAAGGAUUUAUUUUAGUGGCUGCCUGUCAAACAUUGGAGUUUUCAAAUGAAGCAAGAGUUAACAAAAAACCAAGGAGGUCCAUUAAGAUUCAUUCUAGUUCACUAUGGACCAGAACUUAUUAAUGAGGAACUGCCUGUUAAGAAAAAACGUCUAGUGACUGCUUCCCAAGGUAAUGUUCAGCCAACAAACACGAAUCAUGGCACUGGCCACACUUACUUAUGGUGUUAGGGAACCAUCCACGGUGUGCAUUCACUACUCUCCAGUUCUUCGCAGGUGGCUGCUGAGAAGAAACUUAACACUGCGUUGAAGACCUGGCAUGGUUGCCAUUUGCACUGACUGUUGCUGUGUACAUUUUUUUAAAAUUCCUUAGUAUGGAUUUUGUACAAAUUCAUUAUCACAGGGUUUUGUUACUGUGUUUUAAUUUUUUUGUCAUUGCUUUACCUUGUAUUUCAUUUCUUGUUAUUUUAAGUAAGGUUGUGAUCUCUUUCUCCACAACGUCGUAAUUAACUGGAAAUAUACAACACAUGGCCAUUUUAGAGUGGGGGAUAGUUUACCCCACUUUUGGCAGCUACCAGUUCACAUUUAAUCAGGUCUCUUUAAAAAAAAAAAAAAAAGUAGUCUCCUCCUGUGCCUAAUAAAUGAUAAAGCCCUCUGUUUUUUGCCUCCACAUUAGGGUCAGCUACUGAGUUGGUGGUUUUCCUCCAACAGACGAUCCUGUCUAAGUAUAGUUCACUUUAGGGACAGCGCUUUUCAUCCAUUUCCUAAGAAUUUUGUUAGGUCUGAUGAGGUUUGAUUAAAAUUAUCUUAUAUAGCUAGGUCUUAUUUCAGCCACUUAUUUUACCCCCCUUUACAGGGUCUUCUUCAGAAUCUGUUAUACGAAAGCCCAUACUUUUGUGAGUCUGGUCAUUGUAUAGGAAUGUACUCUUAAAUACUCUGAAUUUCUUCCUUGUAAAAUACUGAUCACUUCUAUUUGGUGGUGAUAAAAUAGUUUACCAUGGAGGUGUGAUAUUUAUUCUUUAAAUCUGUACUGAUUAAAAAAAAAUUCUAAAGAAACUGCAGGUCAGUUUAUGAAAUAGGUGGCAGCACUGGGGAGCCUUCAUGUAAAGCAAGAAAUCAUGGUACUUAGGAAAAAAACCUAAAACUAUUAUCCCUAAUAAAUUAUAAUAUUUAUGGGAUGAGGCAUAUGGACUAUAAUUGACCAUGGGAAAGUAUCUGGAGUUUUUUACCUGCCUUCUCUGAAGACUUUUGAAACUUGAGCUUAGAAUCAAAUAUAGCUCUGUUUCCCUUCCUUUCCUGUAUGUUUGUCUCCAUUUUUCAAGAGUAAGAUAAGGGCUAACGAUGACAUCUCAUAUUUUGAAUAAAAAUUCAGUUGUUUUACAAGUUCACUUGAAUGUGAUUAUUUUCUGAAGUUAAAGGUUAUUUAGAAAUAAAUCUGAUCAUCUUACCUUUUCUCUUUUUUAAUCAUUUGAAUUUAUUAUAUAUACUUCAAGCUUUCAUUUUUUCCAAACAUUAUGAAUAUUCUGUUAUUUUAAAUGAUUAAUAUACACAGAUGUGACACAAACAUAUUGAUGGUCCUCUUUCAUUUCUAUAGCCCUAAGAUUAAUUACAAGGCAUGGAUUUUAAAUAUUUGACCUCUAAACAAAUCACUACCUGACGAUUUAUCCAAAUGGCAUUGAGAAUUCAGAACUAAGCACAAGUAAUUGAAGCAAAAUAUGACUUGUGUACAUUAAUAGCUGCCAGUUUGCGUUGUUUAGAGGACAAUUUAUAAUUCUAAAAUACACAUAACUGUAUAUUGCAAAAGGAAAUAUUUUUGAAGAUGCAUCAAAUUUAUUUGAAGAGAUUGUACUGUUCAGAUAUUUUCAUGUUUGCUCAAACUUUUGAUAAUUCCUCUGGAGAAAAGAUGAUUAAACUUUUACCAUCUUAUGGGACACCCUGGUAGAGCAUACUACUCUUGAUCUCGGGGUUGUGAAGUAUGAGCCCCACAUUGUGUAUAGAGAUUACAUAAAAAAAAAAAAAAAAACUUUACUAUCUUAAAACUAUCUGCACCAAAACUUUGAUAAUUAUCAUUCACUCGUCAAAAGAUAGAAUUAGGGGCACCUGGGUGGCUAAGUCAGUUAAGCAUCUGACUUCAGCUCAGGUCAUGAUCUUGUGUUCCAUGAGUUCAAGCACCGUGUCAGGUUCUGUGUUGACAGCUCAGAGCCUGAAGCCUGCUUCAGAUUCUAUGUCUCCACCUCACUCUGCCCCUCCCCUCCCCUCCCCUCCUCUCUCUCUCUCUCUCUCACAAACAUUAAAACAAGAAGAAUUAAGUUUAUAACGCGAACAGUUUUCUGUCAUGUGUACGUUUAUCUCUAAUCAUUUGGAAAUGCAAAGCACAGAAAUGAAUAUUACAGGUAACGAAAGUUUAUCUGUUUUAUAUCUCAGUUAUUUUUGUUGCAAAUGUUCUAAGCUAGUAUUGUAUGUUCCUAUCCUCUCUGCUAUGGUAUCAUAUGUUGAAUGUAAACUUAAUAAUUCAGAUAACUCUAUAGAUUUAAGACCUUUUAUGAAUUAUAGGAUUCGUGUUCAGAAUCUAAAUGUCCUUAUCUGAGAACUGGGAAUAAUACCUAUCUGGUAGGCAUUUUGUGAUGACUAAUUUUAUACAUAUAUAUAUAUAUAUAUAUACACACACACACACGUAUAUAUAUUUAUAUGUGUGUGUAUAGACAUACAUACAUUUAUUGCAUAGAGGUUUAAUAAAUAUUACUUAUUAACGUAUUAGUUUUUCUAGCUGUCAUUUGGUUCAAGUUCUGAGGCUUCCUACUGGUUUUAAAAUUGCCUCUAUCAAUUUUUUUCCCUUCUCUUUUAAAAUAUGCACUAAUACAACAGAUUACCAUAGGUCGUGGGCUGAAUUGUGUUCCUCCAAACUCCAUAUAUUGAAUCCCUAAUCCCCAGUACCCCAGAAUAUGGAAUAUUUAGAGAUGAGGCCUUUAAAGAGUUGAUUAUUAGUAUGGGCCCUGAUCAAAUCUGACUGGUGUCCUUAAAAAAGGAAAUUUGGACACAUGAAGAAACACCAGGGGAUAUAUGUGCACAGAAGAAAGACUGGGUGAAGACAUGGCAAGAGGCCGGCUUUCCGCAAGCCAAGGAGAGAGGCCUCAGACAAAACCAAACUCUUUAACAUCUUGGUCUUAGACUUCUAGCCUCUAGCACUGUAAGAAAAAGUCCUAUUGUUUAAGCUACCCAGUCUGUCAUAUUUUGUUAGUGAAAGCCCUAGCACACUUUUAUGUUAAAUAAAGAUGUCGGAUAAACAGAAUACUUACAAGUAUCAGUUCUUACACUCUUGUUCCCCCACAUCUCAGAAUAUCUUGGUAACAUGACAUCAGUGUAAUCAAUACAAUGUAAUAUUAUAGCUAUCAUAAUGAUUAAUGGAGGAUGAGAGACCAUGUGGAGAUGUAACUGCUUAGAAGUCAGCUAGCAAGGUAACUUAAAUGCUGAAGUAAUACAGCAUAAACCAUUGAAAUUUUGCCCAGCAAAAUUAUAGCUUGGGCCUGCUUGUAAAGAUUCAAAUUCUAUGACAUCAAGAACACUCUUCCUGCAGAGAAGAUGCCAACCCUUCACAUACUUGAAAGAGAAUACUGUGAAUCCUUUCAACGAACAACUCAGAUCUUGAGUUCAAUAACAGGAGUAUUCACUAGACUAGGUAGAGACAUAAAGUCAUGUCAGUCAACACAGAUAAGCCAAACCAUAAUCCUACUGCCUGAGACUGGAUCAAAAUUAACCUUCAUCAAAUCAAAGUGACAUGUGUAUAUCAUUAGAGGGGAUCUCAUCUUCCCUUCCAGCAAACUGUCUCACUUACCACCUUUUUCAUCCCCUCCCAUUUUCUCUCUGAACCCUCUUCAUUCAGGCUUCUGUUCCCUGCCAUUUACCAUAACUGCUGCCGGUAAGGUCAAAACAACCUCAUUGCUAAUUCAAAUGGUCACUUUUCAGUCAUUUCAGUCAUCGUACCUGACCUUUCACCAUCUGUAGCAUUUGACACAGUUGGUCAUCCCGCCUUUGUGAAAUAUAUUCUAGCAUUGGUCCCCAUGAUAUUUCUGUCAUGUGGUUUUCUUCCUCUUCACUAGUCAGUCUUGGAUCCCCUAAUGGAUACUCAUCUCUAUAUAAAUGAAUUCCUAGAGGAACCCAGCUAAUCUCAUAGCUUCAAAUAUAGUACAUAUUCGUGUCUAUCCCAUGCAUUUAGUUCCAGCCUGGACCUACCCACUGAGCUUCUGACUGUAAUUUACAUUUCCACUGAGUGUCCAGCUGUCAUCUCAAAUACACUAUAUCUAAAUCUCUUUAUCCUUUCCAUUCUACCCUCUUCUGCCCUUCCCAGGACUCAGGUACAGACAGAUUAAGCAGAUUAUUCAGGUAAUGAUAAGCAAAGUUGGCAUUUGAAUGCAGGCAGUCUAGCCCAAAAGUCCACACUUCUCCACUCUGCAUUAGAUUGUUCAGGCCACUGACCUAUCUCACCUGAAAGAUUACAAAAGAUUCAACUUUUCUCACUUGUACUAUGUGGAACAAAUCACAGACUAAUCUUUUUAAAUAUAAGAAAGGCCAAAUUAAUCUUCUUAAAUAUAAAAUAGUCUCUCCUACCAACCCCUGAAUAGGUUUCUAUUUCUGUUAAAUGGAAUGUAAUCUAUAAAUGGAAGCCCUGGAAUAAUUGGUUUCAAUGUGCCAACUGCUACUUCUGUCAUCUCACCAAUCCUCACCUCCCUCACUUUGCUACAAGCAUACUUGUUCCUCAAAAUCACCAAACAUGAAAAUGCUUUAGCUUUGCAGGAACUAUUCCCUGUCAGUAGCACACAGUCCAGACAUACACGUCUUACCUUCAUUUAUGUCAUCAAAUAGCUCCUUACCAAACAGACCUUCUCUAAACAUCCCAUAUAAAAUGGCAUCAUCACUUUCUAUCCCUGUAUCUUCUUAACAUAGGAAUUCAUCACCAUCUAACAAUGUACAUAUUUAUUAGUAUAUAUUUUAAGUGUCUAAUUAUUUACACUAGAAUCUAUCAGUGUAGAAUCUUAGGUCAUCACUAUAUUCCCAGCACCCAGAACAGUGCCUGUAGUCUAUAGUCAAUAGUGAAAUAUACAGUAAAUAAAUGAAGUCAUGGCAUAAGGAAAUAGUUUGAAGAAGAAAAGUCAUCCCACCAAGAGCUAGGAACAAUGGAUUAAAAAAAUUUUAUAAAGUCUAUUGCUGAAAGCAGUAGGAAUAAAUGUGCCAAUAUUCUCAGGAAGUAGGAACAUUCAAGAUGUGAGCUGAUACUGUACAGCUUCUCUUUUUCUGGGGCUAUUCACAGAAUCUAUGCAUAAGGAAAUAAGUUGAAAAUAAUCUGGUCUUUGAUCAAGUUGAGAGAUGCUUUUCACAGAGAGAUAAAUCAGCAGAGAUUUUGGACUCUUGUAUAGCUAAGGAGGCAAAUUUGGAGACUCAAGGGACAAAAAUCUCAGGAAGGGAAAAAUAAAAACUGACUAUAGCUGGUUUCCCCUUUUAAGACAACUUACUGAAUAAUGAUGCCUAUGGCAGUAGGCUAAUAAGCUCAGUGGGAAGUCUUCUAUAGCAGAGUUGAGUUUUUUGUAGGCUUCUAGUACUAAGAAAUCAAAGAUUCAAGUUUAUUUACUAUCAUGGAGAGGUUCCCUUGUGAACAUACAAGCUCCAGUUGGAAUCCUGAGAGAUCCAUAUGGUCAGAGCAGGUAUGAAUUGGAAUCUUAACAGAGCAUGGUCAAAACUGCCUCACGAACUCAAUUCAGUUUAGACCCUGAUUGGGUCAAGAUUAUCAUCUUCCUCUAUUAAAAGAGGAAAACAUAAAUACUCUCUGAAGAAAUAUAUUAUGUAGAGCUUCAAAAAAUCUUUUCACUAUCUGGCAUAAAAUAAAAGGCAUCCACCCUUCUGAUACUAAAACCAGAUAAAGACACUCCAAAUAAAAAAAAACAAAA